AUGUCCGAGUCAUCUCCUGUUUGGCUUAUCACAGGCGCUUCUAAUGGCCUUGGUCUUGAAAUGUGUCUCCGUGCUCUACGCGCGGGACACCGUGUUAUCGGGUCGAUACGCAGUAAGACCAAAGGCGCCACAGCAGUUGAGCAGAUCGAGCAGGCUGGAGGCUCGGUGAUCGAGUUGGAUAUGACAGAGUCACAGUCCAGCAUCUCAAGCAAGGUACAGGCCCUUGGUCGCAUCGAUUAUCUGAUCAAUGUUGCCGGCUACUCCAUCCUGGCCCCGUGCGAGGACAUCACUGACCAGGAGGCAACCCUACAAAUGACAACAAACUUCUUCGGUCCAUUGUACACCCUGCAGGCUGUCCUUCCUGGCAUGCGUGCCCAGGGCUCUGGUACUAUUGUCAAUAUCUCCAGCGUUGCCGCCCAGGACCCAAUGCCAGCAUGCUCAUUGUACAGUGCCUCUAAGGCCGCGCUAGAGGCAGCAUCCGAGUCGCUUGCUAAGGAAGUUGCUCCCCAUAACAUCCGCGUGCUGAUUGUUGAGCCUGGUAAUUUCCGCACGAACUUUGUUAGCGCAUUGGCUGAUGCAAGUCCUGACCCGGCCAAGGUGGCGCCACACUAUGAUGACCCGGUCGGAGUGAUAAUGCGGAAGUUUCUUACUAUCCAUGGGAAGCAGGCUGGUGAUCCCCAGAAAGGAGUCGAUCGCAUUUUCGAGGUUGUCACAGGCACUGGAAUAGCUGGUCCCCUGUCAGGCAAGAUCUCUAGACUUGUUCUGGGGAAUGAUGCGUAUGCCAGGAUCCAGAAGAGCUGCGAGAGACUUGAAAAUGACUUGAAGGUGCAGGAAGAAGUUUCCACUAGCACGAAUUAUGCCUGA
Penicillium malachiteum is the source of this 864-nucleotide messenger RNA. RefSeq names its product SDR family oxidoreductase. The transcript has 3 exons. The record is from RefSeq and is a predicted model, not a curated record. NCBI's taxonomy places the organism in Eukaryota, Fungi, Ascomycota, Eurotiomycetes, Eurotiales, Aspergillaceae. Bases 1 to 864 code for a protein of 287 amino acids.